Xenia sp. Carnegie-2017 is the source of this 663-nucleotide messenger RNA. Its product is annotated as protein STPG3-like. The transcript has 5 exons. The record is from RefSeq and is a predicted model, not a curated record. Bases 1 to 663 code for a protein of 220 amino acids. NCBI's taxonomy places the organism in Eukaryota, Metazoa, Cnidaria, Anthozoa, Malacalcyonacea, Xeniidae.
AUGACUUAUUCCAGGCAACACAACAUCGACACGAUACAGAGAGAAAAGAAAAAAAAUAUGAAUACGAAGGGUCAUGAAUUUGCGACUCUUGAACUUGGAAAUCCUUCCCCUGCCGCUUAUAACCCCCCAGUCAACCCUCCCAAUAUGACCACCCCUCCUGCAUACACGAUGAGACCGAAGACGUAUCCCGAGAAAGGGGGAGGGGACAGAGUUUCAUGGGGAAAAGAAUGGUUUGCUACAGAUGAUCGCUGGACAAUAAGAGCGAAUUUCUGCAAAGACAGUAAAUGGCCUUCGCCAUCUGAUUACGCAACAACUUCAACGAUUGGUCAAUCGCUGAUGACGUGUCCAACGUUUCCUUCAUACAGCAUUGGCAAAAGGAAAGAAUUUUCACUUGUGUCUAAAGAUGCGAAAAAUUUUCCAAGUCCGCUUCGGUACAAUCGUGUUCAAAGCCAGAAUGCAGUGUUGACAAAAUCUCCAAGUUUUACUAUUGAACGUGGUCGUCGAAAAGGAACAUUGCCAUUUUUAACAAAGACAGAUCAUUCUCCUGGACCUGGACGCUACAAUCCUAACGCAUAUAAGUCGAGUUCGAAGAUUCGAAGACCAGCCUUUACAAUUCCUAAGUCACCUAGAUUGCUCGAAAUUAAUCGUAACUGCUCGUAUUAA